Messenger RNA from Schistosoma rodhaini, 680 nucleotides. The record is from the annotation of a GenBank genome assembly. Lineage: Eukaryota; Metazoa; Platyhelminthes; Trematoda; Strigeidida; Schistosomatidae.
ACUAUAAAUAACUAUUGAAAAUGAAAAAAAUUUUUUGUUUUAUUUUCUCUUAUUGUAAUGAAUAAAUUUUUUUUUCUUUUUACAUUUGAGUAAACCUACAAAAUUGAUUUACAAAUUUUUUGUUUUGAUAGAGAAAGAAAAAUUAAAAAAAAGGAGAACAAAAAAAGAAAGAAAGAAUAGUAUUUCAAUUCUGUUACUAUGGGUUUGUAUAUCUACUGUUUAUUUAAAUAUACAUCAUAGAUGGUGAAUAAAUGAAUAUUUUUUUUACAUUCAUGAAUAUGAUACCAUACCCUCAUAGCAACAAUAAUAAUAAUAAUAUUAUUAUUAUUAUUUUUAUUACUAUUCUAUUACAAUGUAUUGGAUUAAUAUUUGUUAAAACAGAAUCUAUUCAUGGGAGUUAUGAACUGAUUGGUUUGACCAAAGAUCCAAAAACUUUUAAUGGUAAAUUAUGUGGAACGUGUCUGAAAUUUCAUAAUUCCAUCAUGUCACUGUUUCUGGACUAUGGUAAACUUGAAAGUUUUCAAGAAAAAUUAAUUGAUAUCUGUGAAUAUAUUGGACCAUUUCGUGAUCAAUGUGUAUCCUUAGUUACUUUUACAAUGUUUAAAACAAUCAAUAAAUCUAUAUCCAAAAUUGAUCCAUCAAUAUCUUGUGAGGGCUGGUAUUUGUGUUAUAGGAAAUAG